AUGGUAUCGGAUGUCUCCUAUACUGCCAUACCCGAUUUUGCAGAUGUUCUUUUUCAAACCUAUAAUGACCGUUAUGGCAAUGUAAAGGCUUGUAACAGGUCUGUAACGCUCAUAACAGACGAUACGUUAAUAAUGCUAUUGGGGCGCCAACUGGAGCAGUCUCAUCUUUACCGACGACGAGAAUAUUGUCGCAGAAGGCUAGUUAGGCUUAAAGAGGUCCAUCGACUUGCUUCUGGAGACCCCGUUGCUCAUGGAUUUCACUCUAUGAUGAUCUUACGCUCUAUCAUUGUGGAGCUUAUUGUCGGCAUGAAGAUUUUGUGA
Molecule: messenger RNA, 321 nt
Organism: Ilex paraguariensis (yerba mate)
Lineage: Eukaryota; Viridiplantae; Streptophyta; Magnoliopsida; Aquifoliales; Aquifoliaceae
Source: the annotation of a GenBank genome assembly